AUGCCAUAUGAAGGAUGGAGAGUGCCGAAUUUUCACGAAGGAUACCACCCAGGUAUGAGAAGAAGAAAUCCACAUGAAGAAGAGCGGAAAUUUAAUCCAUGUGUUAGAUAA
Messenger RNA from Sclerotinia sclerotiorum 1980 UF-70, 111 nucleotides. RefSeq lists its product with no specific name. Lineage: Eukaryota; Fungi; Ascomycota; Leotiomycetes; Helotiales; Sclerotiniaceae. The coding region runs from base 1 to 111 and encodes 36 amino acids. The transcript has a single exon. The record is from RefSeq and is a predicted model, not a curated record.